CUUCUUCCAUAAAUUAAUGUUAUUUUUCCUAAAUUGAGAUGGAGGAGAAUUCUGAAGAUUUUUCUUCUACCAUGACCAAGUUUCCUUGACAAAGGAGUGAGUCAGGCUGGAUAUCUUCCUUGGGACUCUUUUUUUCUAUAAAUAAAACAGUUUCAUCUACCCUGGAAAUGCCCUGAUAUUUCUGCUUCUCAUUAGGCUAUCAGAGGACAAGAAAACCUUUGGUUCCGUGGUAAGAAUAAGAAAAGCCUGAAAAGAAAGGAAUCAUGCUUUUAAAAAAAUAGGGUAGCAGACAUCAGUGGAAUUAAGGAAUCCUUAGUGAACUGAAUUCCAGAGAUAACCUCUCCUAGGUGAAUCAAGAGUACACCAACUUCCCUGCCUGGCUACAUGUGCCUGGUAUCAGUAUAGGUCAUGCCAUAAAUGGAAAGACUGAAGGAAUGAGGAUAACUAAUCAAUUUUUGAAUGACAUGUGGACUUUGGAGAAGGGAUAAGAAUCUGAUGGAGCCCCAAAGGCAAAAUAAAUCAUUAAGGCUGAUAAAUUCUAUCUGCCUUGAAUUUUGUCUUGAAGCAGCAGUAAAGGAGGGGUUGAACGGCUUAGAGAAAGGUGUAGUCCUGAAAAUUCAAUGAGGAUAUUGACUUGUGGGACUUUGAGUUGUGGAACUCUUGAGUUGUGGGACUCUGCUGGAUUUGAAUCUAAAGGUAAACUAAAUGAAAAAAUACCUGGAACUGCAUCCCAAAUUCCUUAUACCACAGAUUGACAAGAUAAAAAAUUUGGCUGUGUUUGGGAUAGAGAAGUUGUAAGUUGAACUGAUCACGGAUGAAUUCAAUCUAAAUAAAGUUGCAGCCAGUUUCAGCUCAAAUUGAUUUCUACUAGUAAAAUGAAUUAUCAGUCAUCUAUCCGGAGAGAAGAUUGUAGACUCUCUGGGAAAACAGGAAGACUUAACAAAAAAGUAUUGUGCUUAAUUCUCAACUUUAGUCUUACAGCAUCUAGGAUACUAUGAAAAAUUAUGAAACAUACAAAGAAACAGGAAAAUGUGAUUAUAUAAUUAAGAGAAAAUAGUUAACAAAAGCAAACUUACAGAUGACCCAGUUAUUAGAAUUAAGAGACAAGGAUUUUAAGGCAAUUUGCAGGAUAUGAGGGAUUGGGUAUUUCAGGAGAGUAAUGGACAACCUGACAGCCAAAUGCACAUUCUAAGAACUGAAAAAUGCAGUAUCUUAGAACAAACUUGCUUAAAAAGGCUUACCAGCAAAUUUGUAGUAAGAAACAGACUGAAGGAAUUGGUGUGUGAAUAAAUAUGAAAUUCUGUUUUCUAGUUUUUAAAUGUAUAUAAAUAACAGUUGAUAGUGUAAAGCAAAAAAUAUAAGAUUUAUAAUAUGUAGAAGUAAAAUGUAUGGCAAUAGCUUAAAAUAUGGAAGAAAAUAAAUGUAAGUAUAAAUUUCUUCGAUCAUAUGUGAAGUGGCAUAACAUUUGAAUAUGGACUAUAUGAAUUGAGAGUGCACUCUGUAUAUUCCUAGAGGAACCAGAAAAAAUUACAACAAAAAGGCCAUAAAAUGAGAUAGAGUGGGGGACAAUAGCAUUAUUUGAACUCAGGAAAAAAGAGGAACAAAGAACAAAUAGAAAAUAGAAAUAAUCUUAAAUUAAGACAUAUCAGUAGUUAUAUUAAGUAUAAACUGUCUAAGCCUGCCAUCAAAUCAUAAAAAUUGUCAGAUUGGGUAAAAUAGUAAGACCUAGCUGUAUGCUUCAUACAAGUGGACACUUUAAAUAUAAAGACAAACUUGGUUAAAAGUAAUAGAUGGGAAAAGAUAAACCACAUUAAUAUUUACCAAAAGAAAGCUCCUAUGGCUAUAGUUAUACCAAGCAAAAUAUAUUUCAAGGCAAGGAUUGUUAGCAGAGAAAAAGAACAUCUUUCAAUGAUAAAAGGAUCCAUUUAUCAAGAAGAUAGAACCCUAAACAUGUAUUCACUCUAUAUAACAGGGCUUCAAAAUACAUGAGAUAAAAAUUGACAGUAAUAAAAGGAGAAAUAGACUUAUUUACAUUGAUAGAGAUUUUAGUACUUUCAAUAUUUAGUAGGAAAAGAAUGCUACAAAUUGGUAAGGGUAUAGAAGAUUUGAACACCACUAUCAACCAAUUUCACCUAAUCAACAUUUAUAAAGCAUUAUACCCAAGAGAUGCAGAAUGUGACUUUCAGGCACACAUUAAACACUCACCAAGAUAGAUUUUUUUUGUGGGGCUGUCUGAAAGCUUCAGAAUACUGCAAAGAUUAGAAACUCUAGGUUCUCUGACUAUAAUGGAAUUAAAUUUGAAAUCAGAAACAAAAUAAGGUUUAGUAGACCUCCACAUAUUGAAUUAAGAUGAUUCUGAAUAACCCAUGGGUAAAAUAAUAAAUCAAAUGGAAAAAUCAAAAGCAUUUUAAAUUAACAAAGCAUCAAAAUUUAUGAAGUAUAGCUCAAGAGAAUUUGUAUCUUUAAAUCUUUAAGAAAAAAGUAUUAGAAUCAUUUAUUUAAUCUUUACCUGAAGAGACAGAAAAAAGAGACAAAUUCAAAAUAAAUAAAAGGCAGAAAACAUAGAAAAAAAUGAAAUGUGUGAAAUAGAAAACUUACCUUAAGAAAAUGAACAAAGUGCUGGGGCGCCUGGGUGGCUCAGUCAGUUGAGCGUCCGACUUUGGCUCAGGUCAUGAUCUCACAGUUUGUGGGUUUGAGCCCGGCAUCCGGCUCUGCUGACAGCUCAGAGCCUGGAGCCUGCUUUGGAUUCUGUGUCUAACCUCUCUCUCUGCCCUUCCCCCACUCAUGCUCUGUCUCUCUCUCAAAGAUAAACAUUGGAAAAUUUAAAAAAAUAAAAUGAACAAAGUGUAAAGUUUCCUCUUUGAGAAAAACCAAUAUAGUUGAUAAACUUAUGAAGAUUGGUGGCUUAAAAAAUCAGCCAUUUAUGUUGUCUUGAAUUUGUGAAUCAGCAUUGUGGUCUUUUAUCCCAUGCUGCUUUAUAACAUCAUGUUCUCAGGGCAACAUUCAAAGAAGGUAAAAGUAGAAGUUUUAAAUCUUGAGGCAUAGGUACUGUUAUUUGCCUAACAAACUGCCAUAUAAGCAAGUCACAAGGUCAGUCUGAAUUCAAGGAAUGGGGAAAUGGACUCAGUCUUUGAUCUUGGGUGGUAUAGAACACUGUGGCCAUGUUUCUUAACUUAUGUGGUUAAGUAAGAAAACAGUGAAGGGUCUAGAUUUUACCUUGUUUACAAGCUAGUAUGUUAACCUAUCAGAAGACACAAGACCUCUAGAUCAGAGACAAAUAAUUUAUUACUCACUACAAAAGCAGGGACCAGGGCAUAUCUUGUGUCAAUUACCUGAGUCUUAAUCUUCACAUGGCUACACAGUGAGGGUCAGAUGAUUCCUGUAGGAGCAGUACUGUGCAUUGCAGGAGAGGAAGCCCAAAUUGGGAAACUCUGAUCCUACAUAGUACCACUGAUGAUGAGUCUGGUCCUUUCCUCUGAAAGUAAGAGACAAAAACCUUAUCUUUAAUCUGGAAUUUAAGCAAAUCUCAAGAGAGGAAAUUGGGCUGUCUUAAUGUUGCUCAGCAUUAUUAUCUUAGAAUGUUUCUUUAUACAGGCAUAUUAAAUUGGCUGUAAAUGACAUUGCUCAAAGAACCCAGACCAUGCAGAAAUGUGAGAUGUUCAAGGGGAGUUGUUUUCCAACACAGUGCACAAUAAUUUACUUUCCUCCCAUAUGCAAAAUUUGAUCACUCUCUUCUCCAAAAGUUUUAUCGCAUGAGGUUGUCAGGGCUUGCAUUCCAGUGUCUUACCAUCUAAAUAAGGUCUAAGUAUAUAUGAGGCUCUGCUCUGCUAUUUGUAAUUAGAGAAGGGCAAAACAAAAAUACAAUGAGAUACGGCUAUGCACCCGAUUACAUAGGUUAAAAUUAAGAAAGACAUAGUAUCAAGUGUUGUUGAAAAUGUAACCAAAACUCAGGGAGUGUUAAAUGAUAAAACCACUUUUUUGUAAAACAACUUAAAAAAAAUACAUAUAAUUAAAUAAAGACUAUGACCCAGCAAUUUUGCUUCCAUGUAUUUAUCCAUGAGAACCAAAGGCUACAUUCUUAUAAUACUUGUACACAAAUGUUAAGGCAGUCUUAUUCAGGACAGGUUGACUUGCCUAGGGUGUUGACGGGAACCAACUGAGGCGAUGGAAGGAUUUUAUGUAUGUAUGUAUGUAUGUAUGUAUAGUUAACUUUUUGACCCCCUUUACCGAUUUCUCCCAACCCCCUCCCCCACCUCUGGCAACCACCAAUCUGUUUUCUACAUAUAGGAGGUUUUUUUGUUUGUUUUUAUUUGGUUUUAGAUUCCACAUAUAAGAGAGAUCAAAUGGUAUUUGUUUUUCUCUGUCUGACUUAUUUAACUUAGCCUAAUGUCCUCAAGAUCCAUCCAUCCAAGUUAUUGCAAAUUGGCAAGAUCUCACUUCUUUUUUAUGGCUGAGUAAUAUGCAUGUAUCUGCGCCUGCAUGUACUGCAGUGAACAUGGGUGUGAAUAAAUCUUUAUGAGUUAGUGUUUUUGUUUUCUUCAGAUAAAUACCCGCACAUGGAAUUGCUGGAUCAUAUGACCGGAUCACUUUUUUUUUUUUUUUUUUUUUUUUUUGAGGGACCUUCAUACUGUUUUCUAUAGUAGCUGUGCCAAUUUACAUUCUCAUUAAAAGUACAGAAGGGUUCCCUUUUCUCCAAGUCCUUACCAAUACUUGUUACUUCUUGUCUUUUUGAUAAUAUCCAUUCUCAAAGGUGAGAGGUGAUAAUCUUAUGAUGUACAAAUAGUUUCUCUGAUGAUUAGUGAUGUUGAACAUCUUUUCCUGUAUCUGUUGGCCAUCUGUAUGGUUUUUUUUGAAAAGCAUUUGUUCAGACCUUCUGCCCAUUUUUAAUUGGAUUUUUUUUUUGUCAUUAAGGUAUAGAAGUUCUAUAUUUUGAAUACUAGCCUCUUACCAGAUAUAUGGCUUGCAUGUAUUUUCUUCUCUUCUGUAGGUUACCUUUUCAUUCUGUUGAUGGUUUCUUUUGCUGUGCUAGAGACUUUUUAGUAUGAUGUAGUCCUACUUAUGUUUGCUUUUGUUGCUUUUGGUGUCAGAUUAAUAAAAUCAUCACCAAGUCAAGAAGCUUACCUACCUGUGUUUUCUUCUAGGAGUUUUAUGGUUUUAGGUCUUAUGUUUAAGUCUUUAAUCCCAAUUUGAGUUAAUUUUUAUGUACAAUGUUAAGAUAGUGGUCAAGUUUCAUUCUUUUGCAUGUGACUGUCCAGUUUUGUCCCCACUCUCAUUUAUUGAAGGGACUGUAUAUUCUUGGCUCCUUUGUUGUAAAUUAAUUGACUGUGUAUGAAUGGAUAUAUUUUUGAGUGUUCUGUUCCAUUGGUCUCUCUGUUUUUAUGGCAUUAUGUUGUUUUAAUAACUGUAGCUCUAUAGCUUUGUAAUAUACUUUGAAAUCACAACUAUGAUGCUGCUAGCUUUGUUCUUUCACAAAAUUACUUUGGCUCUUUGGAGUUUGUUUUCUUGUUUUGUGUGGUAUCGUACAAAUUUUAGGACUAUGCUAAUUUUUUGAAAAAUGCCAUUGGGAUUUUGAUAGAGAUUGCAUAGAAUCUUUAGAUUGCUGGGGCGCCUGGGUGGCUCAGUCAGUUGAGCAUCCGACUUGGGCUCAGGUCAUGAUCUCACGGUCCGUGAGUUCAAGCCCCGCGUCGGGCUCUGUGCUGACAGCUCGGAGCCUGGAGCCUGCUUCGGAUUCUGUGUCUCCCUCUCUCUGACCCUCCCCCGUUCAUGCUCUGUCUCUCUCUGUCUCAAAAAUAAAUAAACAUUAAAAAAAAAAAAAAAGAAUCUUUAGAUUGCUUUGGAUAGUAUGGACAUUGUACUCCUACUGAUUCUUCUAGUUUAUGAGUAUGGAAUAGCUUUUCAUUUAUUUGUGUCUUUAAUUUCUUUCAUUAAUGUUUUAGAAUUUUCAAUAUUCAGAUCUUUCACUUUCAUUAACUUUAUUCCUAGGUAUUUUAUUCUUAGAUACAAUUGUAAAUGGGAUUGUUGUCUUUUUUUUUUCUGAAAAUUUCUUAUUAGAAAUUCAACUGAUUUUUGUAUCCUGCAACUUUACUGAAUUCACUUAAUUAGGUUUAAUAGUUUUUUGAUGAAGUCUUUAGGGUUUUUGUAUAUACUAUUAUGUCAUUUGCAAAUAGUGACAUUUUUACUUUUUGCUUUCCAGUUUGGAUGCCUUUUAUUUCUUUUUCUUGCCUGAUUGCUGUAGCUAGGACUUGAUAGCUUCACUGGUGAAUUCUAUCAAAUAUUCAAAGAAGCAUUAAUACCUAUCCUUUUCAAACUCUUCCAGAGAAUAUAAGGGGAGGGAAGUCUUACAGACUUACUUUAUGAGGCUUUCAUUGCCUUUAUACCAAAGCCAGAGAAAGAUGCCAAAAGAAAAGAAAAUCAUAGGGCUAUAUUCCUGAUGAACAUAGAUGUAAAAAUCCUCGAGAAAAUAUUAGUAAACUGAAUUGAGCAAUACAUUAAAAGGAUCAUACACUAUGAUCAAGUGAGGUUUAUUCUAGGGAAGUAAAGAUGGGUCAACGUCCUUAAAUCAGUCCGUGUGAUGUAUUAUAUUAACAAAAUGAAGGGUAAAAAUCAUAAUGAUCAUCUUAGUAAAUGUGGAAAAAACAUUUGACAAAAAUUCAACAUCCAGUUAUGGUAAAAAUUCUCAACAAAGUGAGUAUAAAAGGAACAUACCUCAAUAUAAUAAAGGCCAUAUAUGACAAGCCCACAGCUGACAUUCUACUCGGUGAAAAGCUGAAAAUCUUUCUUCUAAGAUUAGGAAUGAAACAAGGAUACCCACUCUUGCCCCUUUUUUUUUCACCAUAGUAUUUGAUUUUACAUCUUCAUUGCUGUUGGUUACAUGGAUGUAUACAGUUUCCAGACUAUAAGGAUCUAUUUCAUUAUAAUGUUGGCUCAAUUAAGAAACAUCAGAGAGAGAACUUCAACCCAGUGUGUCUAAAAAUGACUACAAAACGAAGUUUGUUUGUGCGGUUGGUACCAUGUCGGUGUCUACGAGGGGAAGAGGAGACUGUAACUACCCUUGAUUAUUCUCAUUGCAGUUUGGAACAGGUUCCCAAAGAGAUUUUUACUUUUGAGAAAACUUUGGAGGAACUCUAUUUAGAUGCUAAUCAGAUUGAAGAGCUUCCAAAGCAACUUUUUAACUGUCAGUCUCUACAUAAACUGAGUUUGCCAGACAAUGAUUUAACAACAUUACCAGCAUCUAUUGCAAAUCUCAUUAAUCUCAGGGAACUGGAUGUCAGCAAGAAUGGAAUACAGGAAUUUCCAGAAAAUAUAAAAAAUUGUAAAGUUUUGACAGUUGUGGAGGCCAGUGUAAACCCUAUUUCCAAGCUUCCUGAUGGAUUUUCUCAGCUGUUAAACCUAACCCAGCUAUAUCUAAAUGAUGCUUUCCUUGAGUUCUUGCCAGCUAAUUUCGGCAGAUUAACUAAACUCCAGAUACUAGAACUUAGAGAAAACCAGUUGAAAAUGUUGCCCAAAACCAUGAAUAGACUGACCCAACUGGAAAGAUUGGAUUUGGGAAGUAAUGAAUUCACAGAAGUGCCUGAAGUACUUGAGCAACUAAGUGGAUUGAAAGAAUUUUGGAUGGAUGGUAAUAGACUGACUUUUAUCCCAGGGUUUAUUGGUAGUUUGAAACAGCUCACAUAUUUGGAUGUUUCUAAGAAUAAUAUUGAAAUGAUUGAAGAAGGAAUUUCAGCAUGUGAAAACCUUCAGGACCUCCUGUUAUCAAGCAAUUCACUUCAACAACUGCCUGAGACUAUUGGUUCAUUGAAGAAUGUAACAACUCUUAAAAUAGAUGAAAAUCAGUUAAUGUAUCUGCCAGACUCUAUAGGAGGGUUAGUAUCAAUAGAAGAACUGGAUUGUAGCUUCAAUGAAGUUGAAGCUUUGCCUUCAUCUGUUGGACAGCUUACUAAUAUAAGAACCUUUGCUGCAGAUCAUAAUUACUUACAACAGUUACCCCCAGAGAUUGGAAGCUGGAAAAAUAUAACUGUGCUAUUUCUCCAUUCCAAUAAACUUGAGACACUUCCAGAGGAAAUGGGUGAUAUGCAAAAAUUAAAAGUCAUCAAUUUAAGUGACAAUAGAUUAAAGAAUUUGCCCUUUAGCUUUACAAAACUUCAGCAGUUGACUGCUAUGUGGCUCUCAGAUAAUCAGUCCAAACCCCUGAUACCUCUUCAAAAAGAGACUGAUUCAGAGACCCAGAAAAUGGUGCUUACUAACUACAUGUUCCCUCAGCAGCCAAGGACUGAGGAUGUUAUGUUCAUAUCAGAUAAUGAAAGUUUUAAUCCUUCAUUGUGGGAGGAACAGAGGAAACAGCGCGCUCAAGUGGCAUUUGAUUGUGAUGAAGACAAAGAUGAAAGGGAAGCACCUCCCCGGGAGGGAAAUUUAAAGAGAUAUCCAACACCAUACCCAGAUGAGCUUAAGAAUAUGGUCAAAACUGUUCAAACCAUUGUACAUAGAUUAAAAGAUGAAGAGACUUAUGAAGAUUCUGGAAAAGAUUUGAAACCACAUGAAGAUCAGCAAGUUGUAAAUAAUGAUGUGGGUGUGAAGACUUCAGAAAGUACCACUCCAGUGAGAAUCAAAGCUGAUGAAAGAGAAAAGUAUAUGAUAGGAAACUCUCCACAGAAGACCAGUGAAUCUGAAGCUGAGAUUAGCCCUGGAAGUCUACCAGUGACUGCAAACACGAAAGCUUCUGAGAACUUGAAGCAUAUUGUUAAUCAUGAUGAUGUUUUUGAGGAAUCUGAAGAACUUUCAUCUGAUGAAGAGAUGAAAAUGGCAGAGAUGCGACCACCGUUAAUUGAAAGCUCUAUUAACCAGCCAAAAGUUGUAGCUCUUAGUAAUAACAAAAAAGAUGAUACAAAGGAUACAGAUUCUUUAUCAGAUGAAGUUACACACAAUAGCAAUCAGAAUAACAGCAACUGUUCUUCUCCAUCUCGGAUGUCUGAUUCAGUUUCUCUUAAUACUGAUAGUAGUCAAGAUACCUCACUCUGCUCUCCAAUGAAACAAACCCAUAUUGGUGGUAUUAAUUCCAAAAUCAGGCAAGAAGAUGAAAAUUUUAACAGCCUUUUACAAAAUGGAGAUGUUUUAAAUCAUUCAACAGAAGAAAACUACCAGGUUCAUGAUAAAAAAGAUUUUAACUUACCUGAAUAUGAUUUGAAUAUUGAAGAGCGAUUAGUUCUUAUUGAGAAAGGUGUUGACUCAACAGCCACAUCUGAUGAAUCUCACAAAUUAGACCAUAUCAAUAUGAAUCUUAAUAAACUUGUAACUAAUGAUACAUUUCAACCAGAAAUAGUGGAAAGAUCCAAGACACAAGAUAUAGUGCUUGGAACGGACUUUUUAAGCAUUAAUGCUAAAGGAGAAGCUGAGCACUUGGAAAAUGGAAAUAAGUAUCCUAAUCUGGAAUGUGUAAAUAAGGCAAAUGGACAUCCUGAGGACACUCCACAGUCCCCUAGGAGGACUGAACCACAUGACACUGAUUCGUCUGUUGAUAUGGGUAUUUCCAAAAGCACUGAAGAUCUCUCCCCUCAGAGAAGUGGGCCAAUUGGAUCUGUUGUGAAAUCUCAUAGUAUAACUAAUAUGGAGACUGGAGGACUAAAAAUCUAUGACAUUGUUAGUGAUAAUGGACCACAGCAACCAAGUACAACAGUUAAAGUAACAUCUACUGUUGAUGGAAAAAAUAUUGUCAGGAGCAAGUCUGCUACACUUUUGUAUGAUCAACCAUUGCAAGUAUUUACUGGUUCUUCUUCAUCUUCUGAUUUAAUAUCAGGUACAAAGGCAAUUUUCAAGUUUGACUCAAAUCAUAAUCCUGAAGAGCCAAAUAUAAUAAGAGGCUCCACAAUAAGUGGCCCACAAUCUACACCUCAAAUAUAUGGUCCUCCACAAUAUAAUAUUCAAUACAGUAGCAGUGCUGCUGUCAAGGACACUAUGUGGCACAGCAAACAAAAUCCCCAGAUAGAUCAUGUCAGUUUUCCUCCUCAGCGCCUUCCUAGAUCAGAGAGCACAGAAAAUCACGGUUACGCUAAACAUUCUGCCAAUAUGAAUUUCUCUAACCAUAACAACGUUCGAGCUAGUACUGGAUACCAUUUACAUCAGAGAAUGGGCCCAGGAAGACAUGGGGAAGUGUGGGCCAUCUCACCAAAUGAACGACUCAUUCCUGGAGCAACUCGAACUACGAUUCAGCGACAAAGUAGUGUGUCCUCUACAGCUUCUGUAAAUCUUGGUGAGUCAGGUCCCACAAGGCGGGCCCAAAUUCCAGAAGGAGAUUAUUUGUCGUACAGAGAGUUACAUUCAGUGGGAAGAACUCCAGUGAUGUCAGGAUCACAGAGACCUCUUUCUGCACGAACAUACAGCAUCGAUGGUCCAAAUGCAUCAAGGCCUCAGAGUGCUCGACCCUCCAUUAGUGAAAUACCAGAGAGAACUAUGUCAGUUAGUGAUUUUAAUUAUUCACGGACUAGUCCUUCAAAAAGACCAAAUGCGAGAGUUAGUUCUGAGCAUUCUUUAUUAGAUCCUCCAGGAAAAAGUAAAGUUCCUCAUGACUGGCGAGAGCAAGUACUACGACACAUCGAGGCCAAAAAAUUAGAAAAGAGCAUGCUGUCAAGGUCCUUUAAUUCCAAUUUUACUGCUGUAAGCAACUUUCACUAUGGCAGCUCUAGGGAUCUGCAUGGCAGCCAAGGCAGCCUUGCCUUGAGUGUUGCAGACGGAAGAGGUUCUGGUGGGCACAUUUUUCGACAUCCCCAGACAUCCUGUCCAGGAGAUCCUUGUCAAGAUGAUCUAUUCAUUUCAGGACAGCCGAACUACUCAUCAGCUACACUUAGUCACAAAGAUGUUCCUCCAGACAGCUUGAUAAAAAUGCCUUUGAGUAAUGGACAGAUGGGCCAGACCCUCAGGCCUCAGGCAAAUUAUAGUCAAAUACAUCACCCCCUUCCUCAGGCUUCUGUGGCAAGGCAUCCCUCUAGAGAACAACUAAUUGAUUACUUGAUGCUGAAGGUGGCCCACCAGCCUCCAUAUACACAGCCCCAUUGUUCUCCUAGACAAGGCCAUGAACUGGCAAGGCAAGAGAUCCGAGUGAGAGUUGAAAAGGAUCCAGAACUUGGAUUCAGCAUAUCAGGAGGUGUUGGGGGCAGAGGAAAUCCAUUCAGACCCGAAGACGAUGGUAUAUUUGUAACAAGGGUACAGCCUGAAGGACCAGCAUCAAAAUUAUUACAGCCAGGUGAUAAAAUUAUUCAGGCCAAUGGCUACAGUUUUAUCAAUAUUGAACAUGGACAAGCAGUAUCUUUGCUAAAAACUUUCCAGAACACAGUAGAGCUCAUCAUUGUACGAGAGGUUUCCUCAUAAGGAAUGUGGACAAAAAGAGGGGGAAGGCAGCAAGAUUUAUUGGAAGAUAUUUGCAGGGGAAAUUAAUAUUUUGACUAUUUUUAUAUGUAAAGAAGAACUCAAAAAUUAUGUUCAAAUUUGUACAUUAAUGAAAUCAUGGAACUCGUGGUUAGAGGGAAAGAACCACUGUACAGUAUAUAGGGGAGACUGUUGAAUUCAUACCAUAUAAAACUUCUUGUUAGGUUUUUAAACAUAGCAAUCAAGGCUACAAAAACAAACAUAUGUUGUUUUUGUAUAGAUAGUAGGUUUAUUUUUGGAUUUCAUACACAUGACUGAACUCUGUGCAAGGCUCUAGUUAGCCUUGAUUGUAGCCCAGAGACAGAUGGCAGAGCUCUCUGUCUCAUAGCUUUUAUGCCCUUAUUUUUAUUCAACUCAUAUUAAUGUUUUUCUGCUGAAACUACUUUUUUUUUAAUGUGGGCAAGAGAUUUGAAGUGUUGGUUUUUGCUAUGUGCAUAUUGAAUUGAAGAGUGAGUAGGUGAAGGUGGUGCUGGUGGGUUCACUUUCCAAGGCCAGAUUAAAACCAUCAAUUCCUAUAAAAAUCUGGAAGCAAAGAUUGAAAAAAACAGCUGUUAAUGUGUUUUUAUUAAUAGAAUAAUGCAAUAAAAAUGUAAUGUCUUUUUAAAGAAAUAAAAAAGACGAUAAUUGCAUUUUACGAGCUCUACAGGAUCUGUUCUUGUUCUAGCCAUUGACAAUGCAUUUGCUACCGGUGAUUCAAUUUUUAAUUUUUUAGUCACAGGAAAUUUUUAACUCUACUGUAGAUGCCUGUCCAUGCAUUUCUUGUGAUAUGGAUAUCCUUUGAUUUUUUUGCAAAUGGUGAUGUUUUAUAAUUAGUACUCCGUUUUAAUCUUAAUUUAUAAUUUUUAUUUUAAGCAGCAAAUGAAACUAAAAUGGCCAGUUUUGAGAUUGUGUUGCUGUAACACAAAACGUAAGCAGAUUUAGGAAAGUCUCUCGAUCUUGUUUGGUCUCACAUUGCCUUGGUAAAGUAAAAGGAAACAGUACGCAUGGAGCUAGGAAACCAAAGCAAGUUUGUGAAAUUGGCACAGUGAUAGAGAAUUGCUGUGGAGAGUUGUAGAGCAAAGGGAUGGGUCUCUGAGGCCUUCCAGUGUGUCACGGUAUUCAAAUAAAGGGCUGUUCCUACAGGUAACAUUAAAUGUGAACUCGACACUUCAGAGUCUUUAAAGGGUUUCUAAGUGUAUCAGUGUAAUAGAAUAGUGUUUUACCACCAGCUGCCUUUGUUCCUCGUUAGUGUAACAAAUAUUUCAUAGAUGUCAUUAAUUUGUUUAUCCAAACCAUUAAUUUUAUUUGUUUUUGUUCUGUCUGUGUAAUUAAAUAAAAUUUUAGUAACAUGAAA
Panthera uncia (snow leopard) is the source of this 12748-nucleotide messenger RNA. RefSeq names its product erbb2 interacting protein (gene ERBIN). The coding region runs from base 6973 to 11358 and encodes 1461 amino acids. The transcript has 27 exons. Lineage: Eukaryota; Metazoa; Chordata; Mammalia; Carnivora; Felidae. The record is from RefSeq and is a predicted model, not a curated record. Gene Ontology annotation, cellular component: postsynaptic density; adherens junction; postsynaptic membrane. Gene Ontology annotation, molecular function: protein binding. Gene Ontology annotation, biological process: neurotransmitter receptor transport postsynaptic membrane to endosome; neurotransmitter receptor transport, endosome to postsynaptic membrane.